CCUGAAAGUGCAUCUACAGUAUUUUAUUAACCCACAUUGAUCUGUCUGUAUACAGCUGGACAGAGACAAAGAGAGAGAGAGAGAGAAAUCUUGGUGUAAACAUUUCACUGCAGUUCUGUGUUAUUCACCCAGUUUGAACCAAAGGAAAAUCAGGUAACGUAGAAGAAGUGAUCAUGGCUGCAGUGUGUGGACACCUGUGGGUGGCACUCUGGCUUUGUCUUAUUGGCCAUAUAGCAACUUUCGAGUUGGAAGAGCAGGACUGGGAGUAUCUGGGGUCUGAUGUGGUCUCACUGCACAGACUGAAGGGACUAGCUCAUCGCUUCCAACACCAAACUGUAAAGGUUCAGCAUGAUCACAGGUUGCGGACUCCAAGGGAUUCACCUGGCCAUUAUGAAAACUUCAAGGCAAUCAAUGAAUGGAAUAAAGGGACAAUCAAGUAUUCUAAAACAACCAACCAUUCCAGCCUUGAAUGGAACAGCAUGGCUAAAGCUAUAUUUGCAGAUCUUAAAAAUUGCCUGGAUAUUGCCAAGUGCAUAUUACAGAAGCAACAGGAACUGAACAUGUUUCUGGAGACGAUUGAGAAGAAAAAAACUCAUGAACCAUUACUUGUUGCAUCUGAAGUAUUAUACAGUUACACGAAUAAAGUCAUCCUCAUUAUGGAUAAUGACCCUGAGACCCUUAGGAAAGCUGAUGAUGAAUACAGUGAAGACCCUUACUAUUCGAUCAGGGCUGAUAUGACCUGUUUGUACUCUGACUUAUGUUUAUCAAUGGUUACUACUGGCACGGUUUUAAGGAUAAUUGGCAGCAACUCAGAAGAUGGAAACACACUAUCUGGCUACACUGGAAAUUCUCUGGCAUCUUUGAUGACAAAACUUCAAAAAGCUUCACUUUACUCCGUCACUGGAAGCGUCAGCAGUACAUUUAGAAAUAACUUCUUAAGGGGUUUAACAGACAUACUUAACAGCAAUGUUGUCUUGGAAACCACCAUCCAGAAUGAGCAUGUCUACCAAAUUCUGGAUGACACUGGUGCCACUGUUGAAUAUAAGGUCCCAAAAAGACCUGUGGACCAAACCACCCAGUAUGACACACAACAUAUUCUCAUCAUGCAGGAUGAUCCUGUUGUUCGAGAUGCUGCCAGAUGUCUGUAUGAAAAACAUCCAACAGUAAGUUCUGUGUACAUACUGGAGAAUGAGAGACCCAAACUAAUCAAAGGAGACCCUGUACCACUUACUGAAAAAAGCCGGCUGGUGCUUGUAGGUCACGGAAGAAGAAACACUGAUGGAAAAAUGGAACUAGCAGGCUAUAAUGCUGAGAAGGUGGCAGACAUCAUUGGACACGUGAACUUAGAAGGAAACCAGAUCAAAACUACCAGUGUGGUGGCCUGUGAAGUUGGGUCAGAUGAAACCUUCAGAAACACUCUAAUCAAGGAGCUUCAUGCCAGAUCCAUAGAAACAGAACUUCACCUGAGGAAUUCUUUGCUCCAUGUCUCCCACUCUGCACAGAAAUACACUGGAGAAAUUACACCAAAUGGACUGGUCUGGAAACACAAUGAUGACAGUAAGAAAACAGUAGUAAAGAUGGACAGAAAUGGUGACGUUGUCACUCAAAUUAAGACUAGAAACCAUGCAGAAGUUGUUUUUUUGAAUGAAAGGGACAUUUUGGGGGAAACUUUUAUAGAUUCCUGGCCAGAAGUGCCAAAUAAAUUUGUAUCUAUGGACUUACGUGAAGUCAACACUGAUGCACUUGAAGGUUUAACUUGGGCUUUUUUCAAACAUCGGAAAAAUUCUGAAAAGGAAUUGGUGAAAAAAAUGAAUCCAGAUCGGGAAAAUAAUGAUGAUUACACAAUAAUGAAAUUAGAUUUGAACAGUCGGUCCCAAAAUACAAAUGGUCAUACAUGGUAUACUCCUGAAAAUAUUGAUAAUUUUUUUGAAAAGUUAUAUGAAAUAAAAUCUGGUGAAGACAUCCUGAAUUUGAUUACACACUAUGCAGCUGUUGGGGAAGAAGAACCCACAUAUUUAAUGCUAAAUGACUGGAUUUAUAAAAUCUCAGAAAAGAAUCUGUAUAUAUUUCCAGUUGGAAAAAGGCUUCUUGAGGGAGAGGAAACAGUAAAUUAUAUUCAGGAGAUUAUUAUAGGGCAGAUUGGUAAACACAACUAUCCUGACAUUCAUAAAGGAAUAAAAAAUUGUUUAGGAAAUGAACAUGAAUAUGCAAUAUAUGCCAAAGCAUCUUUACAAGGUGCAUAUAAAAGAUCUAAUUUUAAUCCACCUUUGAGUCUUGAAAAAGAAGCAUGGUAUAGCACACUGUUCUUGGCUUUAGUGAUUCCUGAGUCUGCAAGAAAUUUCAGAUCAUUUCCCAUCACACUGAUGGCUAUGGACAUAGCUCAAAGCCAAAACACUGAAACAGCAAAGGAAGGUCUUUCUUUUUUAUGGAAACAUCCGAUGCAGGGUAGUGGAACCUGGACAAACUCACAACAACGGGGAUUUUUUGGGUCAAGCAUGGAGUUGAUUGUGGAUAAUAAUUCUGUAAGAAAUGAAAAGAAAAAAAUACAAUUUAAAAAUAAAAAAUUAAAAGAGCUAAUACAGAAAGAGAAUGCAAUUGUAAUGCGAUGGCUAAAAACCUUUGGAAAUGAUCAUACACAAAUUGAUACAGAAAACUUAAAAAGCAUUCUAAGGUUGGUGUAUGGUCAGGACUACUUGAAUACACAGAAGUCCUUAAUAGAGAAUUUUGAGAACUCCUAUAAAUAUUUUAUGAAAGAAAUACAGUCUCCUCCCCUGACCCCUGGAUAUUUAGGAGGAUCAUAUGAUGGGGCAGCUAAACUACAGGAUGUGCAUUCAACUGCUGAUGUGGAGAGUUCAUUAAAACUUUCUUCAUAUUACUCCAGAUCAUCUGUCAUACUUGCAGAACACAUUCAAAGUGAACUGCAGAGAACAUUUGGUGAGAAGGUGCAGGAGCUUCAUGUGAAAUCUGACAGUGUCAUGAUUCAGGAUGGAGAAUUCCACUGUGAGCUGGUAUUUGGUGAAAAAACAGAUGAAAGUACAAAGUGGAAGCUGCAAUUGCCAGAAGAAAGUAAAAUUCAAAUGAAAAAAAUGUGGAAAAGCAUGAAGAAGGUUUCUGAUACGACUACACCACACACAGUGUCUGGUCAUUUAGAGAGAGCAGGAAUGGCACUAGGAAUUUUAGGACUGAUGUUGGGGUCACAGGGAGCGGCCCAUGCAUUUGAACAGGGAGACACAAAAACAGGAAUCAUAACCAGUCUACAGACAUUCAAUGGAGUCACAGGAAUGACACUGGCAGCAGUUGGAAAAAAGGUUUCUGUUUCUGCAGAAAACAAAGUAGUACAGGCCGUAUCAAAGGUUUUAAAAACCCCUGUAGCUAAACGAGCCCUUGCAGCCUUUCCUAUUGUUGGAAUUGGAUUUGGUAUUUACAACAUUGAAGAGGACCUCAAAAGAGGUGAUGCACUGGGUGUGAUUGAUGCUACUUUUGACACUUUAAUGGUUGGAUUGGAUGUUGUAGAAAUUGCACAACCAGAACUAACACCUAUCAUUAUACCAUUAAACCUUGCACUAAAUGGAAUUCGCUUGGUUUUUGAUGACUUCUACCUCGACACCCAGGCUGAGUUAAAUAAGCUUCCAUCAGGUGCUUCAGUUCUUGACAAGAUUGGAGCAUUUGUCACAGGUCUAGAAAAAGGCAUUUUUCACUUUAUGUGUGCUGUAGAAAGUUUUUUUGUCACCAUUCCUUAUCGUGAGAUUGAGAAUGGGUAUAGGCUUGUAGAAGAAAUUUCUGAUUACCAUAAAUAUUAUUCCCAAAGAGAAGUAGAGGCUGGGAGAAAAGCCAUUGAUUUUACAGCAGGUGAUAGUUCCUGGAAUGGGGGUAGCAUCACAUUUUGUCUUUCUGAUGACAGAUAUUCAGAAAUGUGUAUGUAUUAUUUUGUGUCUGCUGAUGAACAACCUCAGAAAAAGUGCUGGUGUAUUGACACUAAUGAGACAAAUGACAUAGUUUUGGGUAUUGGGGAGUCACACCAAUUAGCACACAGCACUGUACAAAUAAAGAUCUUUCUGUUUAUACCAGUUGGAUCAGUAAGUGUAGUGUCUGGUUAUGAAGCUCUGACCAAUUCCAGAUAUGGAAAAUACAGUGGAAAUUCUAAAAAAAACAAUUUUUUUGCUGUUCAGACAAAUAAGAACAAUGAUAAAAUGGAAUUUAUGCUAGGCUAUUACUAUGAGCUUUAUGGGAAAGCAGGUGCUGACACAUUCUACUUAGGACCUCAGACAAGCUAUGUGGAAGGGCAAGGUGACAACGACAUUUACAUUAUUCCAAAAGAUGGAGGCAACACGGUCAUUAACAACUAUGAUCCUCACAAAGCAGCAGAUCAGCUCAUUCUCGGCAUAAACUAUGAUCAAAUAUCAGUGACCAGAUCUGGAAAUGAUGUUGUUUUACAAUUUACUAAUGACCAUUGUGUAAGGAUAAAAGAAUGGUUUACUAGUGAGACAUACCGUCAUAUAAACAUGAUGUCAGCAGAUGGAAUACUGUUUGAUAUUUCUACAGCUGUAAUUUCCUCUGUGAAGCUUGUUGCCAGAGGAGUGAACAUGAUGUCAAAGCCUGCAGGCCAGAAAGUGGACACAACUGAGCCCCUUCUUCUCAGUGUAAUAAACAUCAUUGGGUCUCCUUAUAAUGAUCGCCUGAUAGGAAAUGCACAGAAAAAUAUGAUUAAUGGAGGAGGAGGCCAGGACUAUAUGAAGGGCGGAGAGGAAGAGGAUGUUUAUGUUGUGAAUGAGAAGGAAAAUUCUAGCGUGCACAUUGAAAACUAUUCCAGGGAUAAAAAAAUGGACAUAACAAUAAUAGAGGCAAAUCUCCAUGCCAUUAAAACUGAAGUACAAGGAAACAAUUUAAUACUGAUACCAUUUAGUGAUGACAGUCCUAUUGUGCUGAUAAACUGGUUCCGUUCAGAAGAAGAUAGACACUUGCUUGUUGUCACAAAAGAUUUAAUCACUUUUAGUCUAUCUGCAGACAGAACUUUCUGCAGUCAGUCAGAUCCAAUCCACAGUAAGUGUAUCUUGAGCCAAAGCAUAGAUUACAGUGAGUCCACACUUCCUUUGGUGAUCGACCUAGAAACAGACAAGGCUUAUCUAAAUGUUACUUAUUUGCAUGGCUCAAUUCUAAAUGAUGAUAUUAAAGCUAAUGCACAAGAGAACACGAUAAUUCCAGGAAAUGGUACAGAUUUUCUCCAGGGCCGUGGAGGACAGGACUUGUAUGUUGUGACACCAGGUUAUGGACUUAAAACCAUUGACAACUUUUCACCAGACCUGGCUCUUGAUACGCUGUUCAUAAAAGAAGAUUAUAAGUUAAUUGCAGUCAAAUGUUCUGGUACAAACCUUAAAUUAUUAAUAAAUGAACGUGAAGAAGUUCAAUUAAAGGACUGGUUUAAGUCAAAGAUGUCACAACACCUAGAGGUUCGUACAGCAGAUGGAAUCAUUUUCAAUUUGCAAUCAAAUGUAAACAAAUGCAUGGAUAUAAAGCUUCCAAAGUCUGUUGAUUACAGAAAUAGGAUACCAGGACAGAUAAUGCUGAUGAAUCUCGGAGAAUUUGUUUCUGUGGAGAAAAUGUAUGGUUCUCCUGGUUUUGACAACAUGACAGGGAAUGAUAAAGGCAACUGGCUGGACCCCUUCACUGGGGGAGGGAUAAUGAUAGGUGGAGAAGGGAAUGAUACUUAUGUUGUAAAGCCAGAAUAUGGAACUCGUAUAGAGAUUGAUAACUUUGCAAAUGAUGAAAAGGAAGACACUGUGCUGUUUCAGGCAGAAUUUCUGAGCACUCCAUUCUUAGUUGAAGGGGAAAAUGAUGAUGUUAUAAUUUCAGCUAAAAAUAAAGGGCAAAACAUGAUGGUCAGGCUUCAUAAUUACAGAGCAGGACAAAAACACCAGCACUUAAGCUUCCAGAGUGCUGAUGGAGUGCAUUUCUGGGUGAGAUCUCCGAUUACUAAUCAGUCUGGAGUCCUUAUGGAUCCUUGGAUUGAGGCUUACAAAGUGAUUCUAAAAAACAAACAGUUGGACUGCUGUAUAGAUUUGAGUUCUCAGAAAAACCUAUCUACUGUCUACACAGUUCAGGGUUGCUCUUAUCAGUCCAAUCACAUUCAAGGAAAUGAUGAGGACAAUGCCCUGUUUGGUGGGAUGCUGCAUGAUAUUCUGGAUGGAGGUGAUGGGCAUGACAUUCUGAUUGGUGGACAGGGAAAUGACAUCUUGCUUGGGAACUCAGGAAAUGACACACUGUAUGGAGAAGAUGGAGAUGACACGAUGCUGGGAGGUUCAGGCUGGGACAGUUUUAUUCCAGGCCCAGGAGCAGACAUGAUAGAUGGAGGCCCAGGGCGAGACACUGUGCUCUAUCAGGGGGAUCAUAAAACAGGUGAAGGUGUUUACGUCAAUCUUCUGAGUGGAGAAGGCCACCAGGCCGACGCUGAGGGAGAUGUAUUGAAAGACUUGGAAAAUGUCAUUGGCACUAUUUACUCUGACAUCCUGGUCUCUGGCUAUGAACCUGCUAUUCUUAAAGGUUCAGAUGGAGAUGAUGUUCUUGUGUCUGUGGCAGAAGGGGACUACCUGAUUGGAGGAGAGGGAAGAGAUAUUUACUUUGUGGUUCCCCACCGUGGCUUGAUCACUAUUGACAACUGUGCAGAGGACAAUGCCAUGGACAUCUUAUACCUGCCUUCUGUGACAUAUGGUUCCCCUGAGUCCAAAGAGUCUUCUACAGGCAUGCACCUGAUAUUCCCCUUGUUUGAUAGCACUUUCAUGGAUAUAUUCAUUAAAGACUGGAUUAGUGAUGGCCACAAAUGUGGCCAUCUAACAGUAAUCAUGCCUGAGCAUGUGAUAGUGGAGGAAAAAAAGGGGGAGUACUCAGCAACUAAAAACAGAUGUGCUGGAUAAAAUGUAGAUAGCACAAAUACAAAAUAACAGUAAAUUGAGUUUUUAUAUUGAUACAUUGAUGAUUGCAUUUUAAAAGAUAUUUAACACAGAAAUAACCAUCAUAAUGUUUAUAAUAUAGUUUAGAGCUUAAAAUGACAUCAUUGUGACAUACUUGUCAAAAAGGCUGGACUCACUUUUGUGUCUGGCUCCUCUCAAGAUUUGUCUUAGUAAGUUUUUACUCACCACCCUCACCUCUGACUUGCUUGUUCAAGGUAAAUUGAAAUCUAAUACUGACAAUACUGGCAACAGAAACAGUUUCUUCAUCAUGCCCAUCCUGUAAAGAUAAUAAAGUACACUUUAUAAUA
Molecule: messenger RNA, 7252 nt
Organism: Tachysurus fulvidraco (yellow catfish)
Lineage: Eukaryota; Metazoa; Chordata; Actinopteri; Siluriformes; Bagridae
Exons: 6
Coding region: 174-6908 (2244 amino acids)
Molecular function (GO): calcium ion binding
Source: RefSeq, a predicted model, not a curated record